AUGACUGUUGUUAUAAAAUGUUCUGUUUCCAAUGAUAUAUGUUUGCUUUCUGAGCUUGAAAGCCUCGAUCUUAACUCUAAUUUUUUUGAGGGGCCGCUUCCGCCAAAUGUAUUCAAGCUCUCCAAAUUAAAGUUACUUUCCCUUCAGAAGAAUAACUUUUCAGGUUUUGUUUCCAAUGAUAUAGGUUUGCUUUCUGAGGUUGAAACUCUCGAUCUUCACUCUAAUUUUUUUGAGGGGCAGCUUCCGCCAAAUAUAUUCAAGCUCUCGAAACUAAGAUUUCUUGCCCUUUGGCAGAAUAACUUUUCAGGUUCUGUUUCCAAUGAUAUAGGUUUGCUUUCUAAGCUUGAAACCCUCGAACUUGACUCCAAUUUUUUUGAGGGGCCGCUUCCGCCAAAUAUAUUCAAGCUUUCCAAAUUAAGAGUUCUUUCCCUUGACAAUAAUAACUUUUCAGGUUGUGUUUCCAAUGAUAUAGGUUUGCUUUCUGAGCUUGAAACCCUCCGUCUUGGCUUCAAUUCUUUUGAAGGACCGGUUCCACCAAAUAUAUUCAAGUUUUCCAAAUUAACAGGUCUUGACCUCUCAGGCUAUAGAAAUUUAUUUGAAGGUAGUAUCCCUAUUGGACUGGGACUCUUGACUAACCUCAGCUACUUAGAUCUAAGUUCCAAUAAUCUCAGUGGCUAUAUUCCAUCUGAACUUGGAAACCUUAAGCUACUAGUAUUUCUUGAUCUCAGUUCUAACCAAUUGACUGGACCGCUUUUAAAGAUCGUUUCUAAUCUCACAAAUCUUAUAUAUCUCCAUGUACAAGAUAAUAGUCUUAGUGGGAAUAUUCGCAGUGACUUGUGGAAAAACUCUUUAUCCUUACGUUACAUUGAUCUUGAAAAUAAUUAUUUGUCUGGGAACAUUCCUAAGGAAUAUAACGAUCAUCCAACUUUGGAAUACAUCAAUUUAGGUGGGAACCAUUUUACAGGUGAGCUUCCAACAACAAUUUGCAAUGUCACUUCCCUUUCGGUUCUUGAUUUGUCAAAUAAUGAAUUAAGUGGUGCACUUCCAAACUGUUUCGGGAAUCUUGCUGAUGGAUUGCUUUACAUUAAUCUUGCUAAUAAUCAGUUUCAAGGAACAAUACCAACUACUUUCUCCAGGAGUUGUCAGUUAACAUAUCUAAACAUGGAUAAUAAUGAGUUUGAAGGAUUGAUGCCCCCAUCUUUGGCGAACUGUAAGCACUUGAAAAUUCUUGAUAUAGGCAAUAAUAAAAUAGGUGGUACAUUUCCGUCAUGGCUUUAUGCACUUGGAGAGCUAGAAGUUCUUGUCUUGCGAUCAAAUAAACUCUAUGGUACAAUAAGUGGAAGGAGCAUAGAAGAUCCCUUCCCCAAGUUGCGGAUUGUGGAUCUGUCCAACAAUCAAUUCACAGGCCAUUUGCCAAUUCAAUACUUUAAGAAUAUGAAAUCAAAUGAUAAUUUGUAUCGUUAUCUGAAUUCCACAGGAGAAAUAUAUAUCUCUUAUGAAGCAGCAGUCUCAUUAACUGUGAAGGGAACAGAGUAUGAAUUAGCAAAUAACCUUCAUAUUUACACAGCCAUUGAUCUGUCGUGCAACAAAUUUCAGGGAGAAAUUCCAAAGGUUACCGGAGAGCUUAGAUGGCUUGCAUUGCUCAAUUUAUCUCAUAAUAGUCUAACAGGACCUAUCCCAUCAUUGCUGAGAAAUAUGAAAGAACUCCAAUCUUUAGAUUUGUCCUCAAAUCAACUGACAGGGGCUAUUCCACCUCAGUUAACUGCAUUGACAUUUCUAGAGGUCUUGAACCUCUCGGGAAACCAUCUUAGUGGAGAGAUUCCUCAGAAAGGACAGUUCAGCACAUUUAACAAUGAUUCUUAUCUAGGAAACUCCGCGUUAUGUGGUUCACCUUUGACGAAGAAAUGUGCAAACACAGCAUCACCUCCACAAGAAGUCGGAAAUGGUGAUGAAGAUGAUGCUGGUGAUGAAUGGACAUGGGAAGCAAUUGUGAUGGGAUAUGGAUGUGGACUGAUAUGUGGAUUGUCAUCUGCGUACAUUGUUCUCAAACUAGGAAAGCCUUGGUGGUUUGUGAGAUAUGUCGAAGUACUGCAACAGAAGUUGAUGAAAAGAUGCUUGAAGAAUGGUACUGGUCGAUCAAGACGAACUUGA
Daucus carota subsp. sativus is the source of this 2151-nucleotide messenger RNA. RefSeq names its product receptor-like protein 33. Gene Ontology annotation, molecular function: protein binding. Lineage: Eukaryota; Viridiplantae; Streptophyta; Magnoliopsida; Apiales; Apiaceae. The coding region runs from base 1 to 2151 and encodes 716 amino acids. The transcript is spliced from 3 exons. The record is from RefSeq and is a predicted model, not a curated record.